Chilo suppressalis (striped riceborer) is the source of this 4849-nucleotide messenger RNA. The record is from the annotation of a GenBank genome assembly. NCBI's taxonomy places the organism in Eukaryota, Metazoa, Arthropoda, Insecta, Lepidoptera, Crambidae.
UUUCAACAAGCCUACAGUAAAUUAAAAAAAACUAGUACGUCAUUCACGUUAUCAACGUUUGUGCUAAUUUUAGUGUAAAUUUUAUGUUACCAAACAUCUAUUUUGUAGAAUAAUUAGUGCGAGGAUUUUGAGAAAGCGUUUCAAGCAAAUUGCAAUCUUGAAAGGUAUCCCACAUCUAAAAAUCUAUAUUUAUUUUAUGUAAGCUGGUGCCACGGACGAUAUCACAGUCCGCCAUUUUGAUUCACUGUUGAUGGAUUUUUGUAGUUUUACACUUUAAUUAUUAGAAUAAUAAUACUCUAUUAAUUUAAAAAUCAUGGCAGAAAAUAAUUCAAAAGAACCGCCUAUUCAAACAAUGAAUGGUAUGCCACCAAAUCAUAAUCCUUGGAUGUAUGGUCUGUAUCCCCAAUACAAUGGAUAUGGUGGCAUGUAUCCACCUUAUUACAAUCACUAUUACAAUCAACAAAUGGGAAACAAUGGUGGAUUUGCAAACAACAAUUGCAACCAAUUUCAGCAAAGUAAAGAUACCAAAAACGAUUUUAGUUGCCAGCAAUUUAUGAAACCACCCAUGCCCAGCCCCUUGUUAGGAAUGUCGCCUCUUGACACUAGUCGUCCUUUCUUCAACCAGUCUCCAAUCAGGUUUAAUCUUAAUGGAAAUAGGAAAACUGCUCCUAUACCACCUAAUGAAAACCCCCUUUUAACAAACAAUGGUGGUUCGAAAAAAAAACGCAAGAAAGGUAAUAAAAUGGCAGAUGACAAUAACAUGAAUAAUCUUAAUGUUUUGCCGCCUUUGCCGGAUCAUCCACCUCCUUUACCGCCAUGCCCACCACCUGAUUUACUUAAACCUCCCCCACCACCCCUAGAUGUUCCACUUCCUCCACCCAUGUCUACUGAAGACAUUCCUGAACCACCAGAGGCACAGAACACUGAAAGCACCUCAGAAAAAGAAUCUGAUGAUGUUUUCACACAUGAUUCCUCUGAUAUCCUUAAAUCAUCUUCUAUAUGUCAGUCAUCAUCAGGGACAUGGCCAGAGAGCCUUGAAAGAUAUAUCAAAAGAUGCUAUGAAAAAUGUAAAACUGGAUUUGAUAGAGAUCAGAUUGAUAUAUGUCUUAAGGGUCGUAUUACGGCUGCUGCCAACAAAGAUGAAAUAUGGACUAGAAAUUGGGAUGAGGAACCUAUACCUAGUGUUCAUAGCGAACGUAAUAAUCUCUCAGUGAAACCUGUGCGUGGCACAUUAAGUUUAUACCAAAAAUCUGAACCAGAUCAAAAAUGUAAGUCUGGUUUCAAUGGACGUAGUUUUAAUGGACAUAAAACAUCACCUCAAAGAAGGCGUAGGCAACAUUCUAGAAGUAGAUCUAUAUCUAGAAGUCCUAGAAAACGAAUUAGCACUUCCUCGACAUCUGGUGAUGAAUUUGAAGAGAAGAAAAGCUUCAAAUCAAAGGCUCGCCAGAAAGUCAAGGAUAGAUUAUCUUUGGAUCAAAAGAAAUCUGAAAAGUAUAAGAAUCAAAAAAAGAAAGCUAAUUACUCUGAUUUUAUCAUUGAAGAUGUUACAGGAAAUGCAGAGAAACUUCAGAAAAGAGCUGAAAGAUUUGGAAGUUCUGGUAAUGUACCCUCCAUAGCAAGUUCCAUACAAGCAGGUAAGAGAAGUGAGCCAACUCCAAAAAAACCUAUAAUUCAAGAUACUGAAGGAGAAUAUGACUUGAAUGAUAUGCAUAUAGUUGGAACAUGCUCAGAUAUUGAGAAGUCAUUCCUUAGACUGACAAAAGCACCAGAAGCUUGCGAAGUAAGACCUGUUUCAGUCUUACAAAAUUCACUUAAAAAUGUCAAAGAGAAAUGGAUAGAAAAACAAGAUUACAGAUAUGCUUGUGAUCAAUUAAAAUCAAUAAGACAAGAUUUAACAGUUCAAGGUGUAAGAGAUAGUUUUACUGUAGAAGUGUAUGAAACUCACGCAAGGGUAGCAUUGGAGAGAGGAGAUCAUGAAGAGUUCAAUCAAUGCCAGACACAACUAAAAAUGUUGUAUGAUGAAUUACCUGAUUGUAGAACAAAUAGUGCAGAAUUUACUGCCUACCGGAUAUUAUACUAUAUCUUCACAACAAACACAUUAGAUAUAACAACUAUAUUUCAAAGCAUAUCUAAGGAAGAGAGAGAAAAUGAGUGUAUCAAACAUGCACUUGAAACCAGGUGUGCUUGGGCUACAGGAAAUUUGCACAAAUUCUUUUUACUAUACAAGACUGCGCCAUUGAUGGCAGGUUACCUGAUGGAUUGGUUUGUGGAGAGAGAAAGGAAGCUCUACCUCAAAUACAUCAUUAAGUCGUACGUCAUUAUUUUCUAGAUCUUAACACAUUUGAAAUGUCAUAUUUUCUUUUUAUAAAAAAAGGACCAUACCCAUAGCAUCAUAGCCUAUAGACGAUUGCGAUAACGUCAAAUAUCACUUCCGCCUUUGGCUUCUUUUAGCCUAUUGCCUACCCUGUGGAGCCCUUGAACCUUACUCACCGACACAAUCACAACACCACCAAAAAGUUUUGUUACUGAGGUUACUUCCACAGACGGGUGCUCUGUUUCUAAUUUUGCAACUAAGUAGACACAGUUAUCAGGUCCGAAUUCCAAUCUCUAUAUGCAUAUAACACAAAACAUCACAUAAUUCAAAAGUUAAAUUUUUGAACACAAAAUAUACAGGCAAAAAACAGAGGCAUAAAAGAAAACAUUUUGAUGAUUGAUUUAUAUCAGUAACAACUGAAGCUGAUUUUAUGUAGAGAUUUACUUUGAAAUUAUUAGAUUUCAAAGUCAACCUAACCUUUAAGUCAUUUCUAUAUGCUGAGUGAUUGUCUAAUAUUGUUGUUCUUAUUCCAAAUCUAUGUCAACUGCAUAACACCAUUACUUAUAGUAAUUUAUUCUUGGUUUUGAGGUCAUUGUCAGCAUACAAUAAUCUUAAAACAAUAAACAGUUUCAAAUCAACUAUAUAAUAUAUAUAUAUAUAUAUAUAAAAGAUAUGUAAUCCAACAAAAAAGAAUUAUUGCAUUCAGAGUCAUUUUUGACAUCGUCAUGUUUGCCAAUUGACCAUUGGCAAAAAAUUUUCAGUAAACACUCCGUGUAAGUCGUAAACUGACAUAUAAUGCUAUUUUUGCAAUUAGUUAUAACUUUUAAAAUACAGUGAACACCUUUUUCUUUCUACUAUAAUCCAACAUAUUAUUGUUUUAUGAUAGAUAUGUUAACUAUUGCAGAUGUAUUUCAGGACUGCUACCAGUCCUGGUUUGUUAUUUUAACCUUUUCUUAUAUGUGCAGCUACAGGCAGUCGGUUCCUGUGGAUUUCAUCGUUCGAGAGCUGGCGUUCGAGUCUAAUGCUAAAGCCUUAGAAUUCUUAAGGAAAUUCCCUAUCACAUUUACUGGCGGCGAUCAGAAUCAAAUAGAUUGCAAGGCCAGCACUCAAAGCGUAGGGGGUAUAUAACAUUUUCUUCUUGAUAAAUGUCGUGUCGUUAUGUCAUAUUCUUGCGUGGUGAUGUAAAGCACCAUGUGAGCACAGGUUCCGACAUAAGUAAAGCAGUUGUUCUCCUGGCUCGUGUCAUUCUCAGCAUUAAUUUCCACCAGCUUAAUUAGGAUCAAACGGCACAACAAUCAAGACAUAGCAUUCAAAUUAUAUAAUUUAAAAGAAGCUACAUCCAGAAGACACCAGGUAAAGAAGAAAGAAGCAUCCUAGUGGGUUUAAAGAACAAUUGUUUAAUGUGAUAAAGGACUAAGAAAUUUUUACAAAUGGACUUUUUAAAGUUUUCUCCGUGAAUCUUCUGUAAAUAUGUAUGUGUUGUAAAUUUUUAUUUCCUGUUAAUGUUUUUUAACUUACAAUUAUACAUAAUUUAACACAUGCAAUUGUCAUAUUUAAUAAUAAAACAUCAUUUUUUUAAGAAUAUUAUAACGAGUUUUGGUUCAUCCAACCCAAUAGAUCAAAAAGUCAAAACUGACAUACACCCAGUAUCUGCAGAGCAUCACAUCGAUCAAUUCUACCAAGUUAACGUAAGAGACUAGGGCAAACGCACAAGCGCUCAGGCAGCCAGCACAGCCACACAAACAUAACGCAGACAUUGUAGCUACAGAUUUGGCUUGCAGGUUGCUGAUGCAGGCAAAUCCGGCCCACAGAUCACUAUAUAUGUAGCAAGCUACAGAUGCGACAGUCAAUUUUGCUUGCUUCCACCAAGAACAGUUGUGGCACUGCGGUCGUUUCUGUCCACAGAUAAUUAAAUGUGCAUCUGAAUUGAGUGAUCCUUUUUUAGUUUUCAAUAAAACCAAAACGUACAUUUAGUGUAAAAUUGUCAAAACUCAUAACCGAAAUAAAAAAAAUUGUCACUCUUAAUUCAGACAUUAGGCAAAAUAGGUAUACGCUGAAUCUCAGAAAACUUUAACGUUGUGAACGUUGAUAUUAAAAAAAUGUACAGAAUUUGUCACAUUAUUUUACAAAAAAUCAAGUUACUUCAACGUAAAUCCAGGAAUCUAUGAUAGUUUCAUUGGAUCACUCAAUCCUGACGCAUUUAGAUUGAGUGAUACUAGAAAUACCGCGUUAAGUUUACGAAGGGCAUAAUAUUUUUUGACGUGACAACGUCUUAAAUUAGGUUGCGGGUUAACUUUUGGAAAUAUCUGUACAAAUUAAUAACACACCACAAAUGCUUAUAGUUAAAAAGUUAUGACCAAUCAAACCUUUUUUAAUUUGCUGAACUGAGUGAUCCUUAUAAACGCAGAUAACUACCCCUUGGUAUAAAGUAUACACAAAAUAGGUUGAAAAUUUGUACAAUAUUUUGACCGCUGUGAAGUUAGCCCCCCACUUUUUGAAUUUUAUUAUUAUCUAGGUUGUUCUGGGUUGUUCUAU